AUGGUCCAAACGCCGCAACAACGUCGCGCGAACCAGAAGUUCUUCAAGGAGCAGGAGGCGCGCCGCGGCAAGUCCGAGGCGGAGCUGAAAAAGCGCCAGAAGGACCAGACCAAACCCCCAAUUUCGAAGUUCUGGCUCUGGUUCCUUGGCUUUGUUGUCUUCGGUGGCCUCUUCUUCGAGGUCCUCUCACGUAUCAUCUUGCGCUACAUGUACUAA
Thermochaetoides thermophila DSM 1495 is the source of this 216-nucleotide messenger RNA. RefSeq lists its product as uncharacterized. The coding region runs from base 1 to 216 and encodes 71 amino acids. The record is from RefSeq and is a predicted model, not a curated record. Gene Ontology annotation, cellular component: endoplasmic reticulum. The transcript has 3 exons. NCBI's taxonomy places the organism in Eukaryota, Fungi, Ascomycota, Sordariomycetes, Sordariales, Chaetomiaceae.